AUUUAAACACUUCGUAUCGUUCACAGCUUUUGUUUUCAUGCAAGCGAGGUUUUCUUUGAAUCAAGGUCAGGAGAGUGCUUUGGAGAGUUAGUUAUUGGUAAUGAUAGUAAGUAAGCUCACUCGUGUCAGUAUACGAAUUCUGUAACAUUUAUUUAUAGCAUUAAAUUUGUUGUGAAUCUAUCUGUGAGGUGGUGGAUAGGAAAUCAGAUCUCAAGAUAGUGUACUCUGGAAAAGUAAAGUAAACUCAGGUUAUGGAUGAUCCAGAAAGUAGAAAAACUCACUCAGAUCUUUUGAUCGCUGAAAAAAUACAGGAAUCAGAUUUUAGAAAUACAUGCAAUGAUGCUACAAAAGAAUCGAGCGAUAAUGUAGGUAAAAAUGAAUACAAGGAAGAAUAUAUAUACAUCACUCCUACAGAAACUGAUGUACUUAAUACAGCAGAACGUAACGGUCGUCUGCAUGUAUGUGUCCGAAAUGUUCCUGACAAACCUUCAAAACCCCAGGAAGAAUCUUUGAAAUAUGAUAAGAUAGAAAAGAAGAAAAGUAGCAGAGAGACAAAUGAACAAGAACAGAUUCCCGGAAUAGACUCCAAGGUAGAAAAUCACACAGAAAACUCAAGUUUAAAGACACACGUAAUGAAAGUGAGGAAUGUUCCAGAAAACUCAGUUGAUGUACACCUUACGGCAAAUCAAGACAAAGCAAAUCCAGAGAUUUCCUCAGACAAAUCGGAUCAGAAAAUGUCUGCUGCUGGAAUAUAUAAGGAAAGAAGUGAACAAGAAAGUAGUAAAAGUCACGUGGACAAACAUCUGAACACAAUACAAAUCCUGGAUGACGAGUUGUGCAUUGAAAAUGAAAUCGUCGAAAUGUCAUUAAAACUGGAGGAAUGCAAUGUAGUAGUUGACAGUGACAUAUGUAACAAAGCACAUGAUGUCACAACACACGAGACAGAUAAAUGUGAAGAACCGAAGAGAGUCGAGGUCCAUGGCGGUAUAAUUACUGAGGAUGCGAAUACAACACCGAAUGAAGAGUAUGUCACGAUGGAAUCUGAAGAAGAAAGCAAUGCCCUCAAAUCGGAUCAAGCAAUGCCUGUAACUGGACAAGAUACAGAUGGAGAUGGACGAGGAAGCCAUGAGGAUCACAAGGAAAAACAUCUUAAUUCAGUACAGAUCAUCGACGGCGAUUUAAGCAUUCAUGGUGAAAUCGUUGAUAUUUUACUACAAAACGAGGGAUGCAACGUUGUAGAGGAUUGUGAUGUCUAUAACAAAACACACGAUGUUACAGCACACGAGACAGAUAAAUGUGAAGAACCAAAGAGAGUCGAGGUCCAUGGCGGUAUAAUUACUGAGGAUGCGAAUACAACACCGAAUGAAGAGUAUGUCACAAUAGAAUUUAAAGAAGAAAGCAAUGCCCUCAAAUCGUAUCAAACAAUUACUAAAAGAGAUAACGAAAGAGAUGGACAAGAAGGUCAUGAGGAUCCCAAGGACAAACAUUUGGAUGCAGUACAGAUCCUGAACGGCGAUUUGGGGAUUGGAAGUGAAAUCGAUGAUAUUUCACUACAGAAGGAGUGCAACGUAGUAGUCGAUAGUGAUGUGUAUAACAGUGUACACGAUCUCACAGCACGAGACUCAAAGACAUGCGAAAAACUAGAGAAAGUCGAGGCCCAUGAGAGGAUAAUUACUGAGGGUGAGAAUAGAACAGAGAACCAAGAGUAUGCGCAGAUAGAAUCUAAAGAAAGCCAUACCUUCGAAACACUUCGUGUUGUAUUGAUUGGUCAGACGGGUGUAGGCAAAAGCGAAACUGGAAACACAUUAUUAGAUGCCAAAAAAUUUAGAUCUUCCCCAUCUUCAAAGUCUUGUACGGAAGUUUGUCAAAGAGAGUGCGCGUUAAGAGGAGACGUCUACCUGGAGAUCUUGGAUACCCCAGGUCUGUUCGACACCCAUAAACCAGCGGAUGAACUACGAGAAGAGUUUUUGAAGUGCAUGAUAAUGACAAACCCUGGGCCCCAUGCCUUUCUUUUCAUCCUUAGGAUGAAUCGCAUCACAGACCAAGAAAAGAAGACAAUCACAUAUCUAAAAGAUAUAUUCGGCGGUGAUCAAUUUCUUCAACACACAAUUGUUGUUAUUACCAGGAAAGAAGACCUAAAGCCAAACGACACAGAUAUCCAUUUGACCGAAGACGUAGACCAACUUUUCAAAGCCAAUCUUGAAAAGUGUCCUGCACUUUACCGCAUGAUUUCUCAGUGUGGGAAUCGGUAUUUUCUAAUUUCUAAUAAAGGGAAAGUGGAUGGGUCAAAACGAAGUCGACAGGCAGACGAACUUUUAUCACUUAUAAAAGAAACGACAGUACAAAACGGUGACUCGUUUUACAGUUAUCAGUACUUUAUAGAUCUUGAGAAAGAACGGAAGUUAAAAUUGAAAAUGGAAGCUGAGAAAAAAGAGGAAGAAAAACGGUUAGAAAAAGAGAGAAAAGACAGGGAAAUUCUUGCAGAGAUCAAAGAAAAAGAGCUCAUGUUGAGACUUAAAAAGGCGGAAAAGGAGCGCGAAAGGGAGAGAAGAGAGGCAGCAAGGCAACAAGCAAUACUAGAAGAAAAAUUGAGGGAGGAAAAAGAAGAGAGAAGACGUCUGAAAGAGAAAAGACGCAGACAAAGGGAACAUGAAGAGUAUUUAGAAGAGUUAGAAGAAGAAAGAGAACGUGAAAGACGUCGACGCACAAAUCUGGAAAGAGAACGUGAACGAUGUCGACUCGCAAAUCUGAAUAGAGAGGCCAGCACGAGCCGACAGCAAAAUACCGAGACUUCAAGGGAGUCAAAUCAGAGGGGCUGCAACGUUAUGAAUUUCUCGACAGUGAACAAAACUUUUAUAAAGAUGCAAGAUGAAAAGUUUGUCACCGGUUUAAAACUUUGUAGAAAUGGAAAACUUUCUAUUUAUACCGACUAUCCAGACACAACAAUAGCUAAUUCAGCCGCAACAGAUAAUGAAAGAGCAGUAUUAUAUAAGGAGAUUACCGUAGAAAGAAGUGAUGAUACUGAGAAACAUAAAAACAACAAUGUGAAAAGUAGUGACGAUGUGGCUAUACCGAAUAGAUAUAACCAAGCAAUGUCCGCAACGCACGAAUUGAUGUCUGGCUUGGACAAUACUUUGAAAGCAGCAAAUAAAGACAUGUUACACAACCCACACUCUCUACCUGAAACCGAGAAAGAAAAUGCACCUAAUUUUAAAGUAAUCGAUAACGGACUGAAUAAAAACAGGACCACAGUCACAAUGAACAAGUAUGUAGGCAUGAAGACAGAUUCAAAUACUACUUCUGCAUUAAAUUCACAAACACUCGUGAAGGCUGAACAAAAUCAGAUUCCAAAUGAGAAAAGAAACGAUAGCAAUGAAAACAACCUGUCCGUUAAAGAUAGCACUCCCCUGAUGUCGUCACGAAUUAUUUUGAUUGGAAAGACAGGAACUGGAAAGAGCGCUACAGGAAACACCAUUCUGGGGCAAACAAAAUUCCAGACAGCCAGUGGUUUUGUUUCUUGCACCUCAACCUGCCAAAGAGAAAUGUGUGUGAUUAAUGAUCAACGCAUUGAGGUAAUCGACACGCCUGGAUUGUACGACACCUCAAAAACAGAAGAGAUGGUCAAGAGAGAGCUUUCGAAGUGUAUGGAAAUGUCGUUGCCAGGACCGCAUGUGUUUUUAGUGAUCUUGUCAGUGGAGAGAAUAACUGAACAGGAAAAAUACACAUUGAAGUAUAUGGCCGAUAUUUUCGGUGGCCAGGACUUUUUGAAUCACACAAUAAUAGUGAUCACUCGUAAAGACAAUUUUGAUAAUGAAGUGGAUUCGGAUGACGAAGAUGAAGAUUUAAAUGUAUCCGAGAUACUUGAUGACUUUAUUCGUACAUCUGAGGAUCUUAGCAGAAUGGUACAACAGUGCAAUGGUAGGUGUGUGGCUAUCUCAAAUGCAAGCCACAUCGAAAAACCCAAGAGAAGGAGAGAAGGUGAAAGACUCCUCCAUUCCAUUAAUCAGUUGAUUCAAAAGAACGAAGGGGUGUACUACAGUAAUGAUUUGUUUGAGGAUUUGGAACGGAAAAGAGAAAUCAUACGUAAGGAAGAGGAAAGGAAAAGACAAAAUGCAAUCAAAGAAAUGGAGAGGCAGAGGAACGAACGUAAAAAGGAGAUAGAAAGACGGGAGUGCAAUAUCGAACAAUUAAAGAAAGAUAUUGACGAAGAGGAAGAGAAAUUAAAGAGAGAUAAAUCUCGAUCUAAAGAUGAAAUUUUCGAAUUAAAAGAGAAAUUGCAGAAAAUGGCAUCCCAAAAGGAAGAGAUGGAGCGGAGAAUGAUGGAAGACGAAAAUAGAUUGAAAAAAGAAACGCAAGAAUUGAGAGAGGAAACAGAUAGAUUACGUUGGGAAGUUGACAACAUGAAAUGGGACAUUUCUCAAUCGAAGGGAAGUGAGAAAUCAACAUGUAACAUUUUUUCCAAGGAGAUGGAUGCUGUAGUCAUACUUUCCUCCAUCAGUAAUUCAAGACAGGUUAUGGAUGAUCCAAAAAGCAGAAAACCCCAUUCAGAUCAUUUGAUCAAACCACAGGAAUCAGACUUUAGAAAAUCAUGCAGUGAUGCUACAAAAGAAUCGAGCAAUAAUGUAGGUAAAACUGAAUACAAGGAACAAUGUAUCUACACGACCGCUAUAGAGAGUAAUGCAUUGAGUACAACAGAAAGUAACGGCCUGCAUCUUUGUGUCCAAAAUGUUCCUGACAUACCUGCGAAAACCCAAGAAGAGUCUUUAUAUGAUAAGAUAGAAACCAAGAAAAGUAGCAGAGAGACAAAUGAACAAGAACAUAUUGAGGGAAUAGACUCCAAGGUAGAAGAUCACAGAGAAAACUCAAGUUCGAAGAUACACGUAAUCAAACUGAGGAAUGAUCCUCAAAAACCGGUCGAUGUAUGCCUUACGGCAACGGAAAUGGCUGGCAAAACUUCGGAGAAAUCAGAUCUAGAGGUUUCCUCAUACAUUGAUGAAGGCAAAUCGGAUCAGACAAUGUCUGCUGCUGGAAUAUAUACGAAAAGAAAUGAACAAGGCACUAGUAAAAGUCACAUAGACAAAGACCUGAACGCAGUACAAAUCCUGGAUGACGAGUUGUGCAUUGAAAAUGAAAUCGUCGAUAUGUUACUAAACCUGGAUGAAUGGAAUGCAGUAGUUGACAGUGACAUAAAUAACAAAGCACAUAAUGUCACAACACACGAAACAGAUAAAUGUGAAGAACCAGAGAAAGUCGAGGUCCAAGGCGAUAUAAUUACUGAGGAGGCAAAUACAACACCAAAUAAAGAGUAUUUCACAAUAGAAUUCAAAGAAGAAAGCAAUACCCUCAAAUCGGAUCAAGGAAUGUCUGUUACUGGGACAGAUACAGAAAGAGAUGGACAAUGUCAUGGGGAUCCGAAGGACACACAUUUGAAUGUGAUACAGACCAUGGGCGGUGAUUUGAGUAUUGGAAGUGAAAUCGUUGAUAUUUCACUACAGCAGAAGUGCAACGUAGUAGUCGAUAGUGAUGUGUAUAACAGUGUACACGAUCUCACAUCACGAGACUCAAAGACAUGCGAAAAACUAGAGAAAGUCGAGGUCCAUGAGAGAAUAAUUACUGAGGGUAAGAAGAGAGCACUGAAUCAAGAGUAUGCUCAGAUAGAAUUUAAAGAAAGCCAUGCCUUCGAAACACUUCGUGUAGUAUUGAUUGGUCAGACGGGUGUAGGCAAAAGCGAAACUGGAAACACAUUAUUAGGUGCCAAAAAAUUCAAAUCCUCCCCAUCUUCAAAGUCUUGUACGGAAGUUUGUCAAAGAGAGUGCGCGUUAAGAGGAGACGUCUACCUGGAGAUCUUGGAUACCCCAGGUCUGUUCGACACCCAUAAACCAGCGGAUGAACUACGAGAAGAGUUUUUGAAGUGCAUGAUAAUGACAAACCCUGGGCCCCAUGCCUUUCUUUUCAUCCUUAGGAUGAAUCGCAUCACAGACCAAGAAAAGAAGACAAUCACAUAUCUAAAAGAUAUAUUCGGCGGUGAUCAAUUUCUUCAACACACAAUUGUUGUUAUUAGCAGGAAAGAAGACCUAAAGCCAAACGACACAGAUAUCAAUUUGACCGAAGACGUAGACCAACUUUUCAAAGCCAAUCUCGAAAAGUGUCCUGCACUUCACCACAUGAUUUCGCAGUGUGGCAAUCGGUGUUUUCUAAUUUCUAAUAAAGGGAAAGUGGAUGGGCCAAAACGAAGUCGACAGGCAGACGAACUUUUAUCACUAAUAAAAGAAACGACGGUACAAAACGGUGACUCGUUCUACAGUUAUCAGUACUUCAUAGACCUUGAGAAAGAAAGGAUGUUAGAAUUAAAAAUGCAAGCUGAGAAAAAAGAGGAAGAAAAACGGUUAGAGGAGGAGCAAAAAGACAGGGAAAUUCUUGCACAAAUCAAAGAAAAAGAGCUGAAGUUAAGACUUGAAAUGGCGGAAAAGGAACGCGAAAGUGUAAGAAUAGAGGCAGCAAGACUGGAAGAAAGAUUGAGGAAGGAAGAAGAAGACAGAAAACGUCUGGAGGAGAGAAUACGCAAACAAAGAGAACAUGAACGAUAUUUAGAAAUUUUAAAAGCGGAAAGAGAACGCGCACGACGUCAACACUGGGAGGUACAAAUGAAGACCAGAAUGAACCGACGCCAGAAUACCGAGGCUUCAAGGCAGUCAAAUCAGUGGGGCUGCAACGUUAUGUAAUAUAAAAUUCGAUUAUAGUUUCUCCCUAUUGCAGUGGGUUUCUAUAUUUUCCCCAAAAGAGGAAGUCUAUGUCGAAUGUUAUUAUUUGUUGCUAUUUAAAUAUUAUGAGCGCAUG
Molecule: messenger RNA, 6837 nt
Organism: Ostrea edulis (European flat oyster)
Lineage: Eukaryota; Metazoa; Mollusca; Bivalvia; Ostreida; Ostreidae
Product: reticulocyte-binding protein homolog 2a-like
Exons: 5
Coding region: 252-6722 (2156 amino acids)
Molecular function (GO): GTP binding
Source: RefSeq, a predicted model, not a curated record